AGUCGAAAGUCACCUCCCCAGCACCUGGGGGCGGGGGGGGGGGGCAACAAGCCGCGCCCAGUCUCCCCCACUUCGCUUAGCAACCAGGCCGCCCCCUCCCCCGCCAGGGGCUCCUGGGUAGCCCGGAGGAGAAGCGACUCCCCAUCCACCAGCAGCGUCACAGUGACGGGAAAAGGAGGAGGGAGGGAGGAAGUAGAGGCCAGUCGCUCAGGGAGACAGCAGCUGGAGCUGCAAUAGCCACAGCAUCAGUAUCAGCCCCCGCCCUCCCCUCCCUCUCCUCCUUUUCCUCCUUCUCCUCCUCCCUCUCCUGUUCUCCUCCUCCUCACCUCUUCUCCUCUCCUCUCUCCUCUCUCCACCCCUCGCUGGCCCCGCGACCCGGAAAGAUGGCAGCCGAGGGACUGCACGAGACCGAGACCCUGGCAUCUCUGAAGAGCGAGGCCGAGAGCCUGAAGAGCAAAUUGGAGGAGGAGCGGGCCAAGCUGCACGAUGUGGAGCUGCAUCAGGUAGCUGAACGAGUGGAGGCUCUGGGUCAGUUUGUGAUGAAGACGAGAAGAACACUCAAGGGCCAUGGGAACAAAGUCCUCUGCAUGGACUGGUGUAAAGAUAAAAGGAGGAUUGUGAGCUCUUCUCAGGAUGGGAAGGUGAUAGUGUGGGACUCCUUCACAACUAAUAAGGAACAUGCAGUGACUAUGCCCUGUACCUGGGUGAUGGCAUGUGCCUAUGCCCCAUCAGGAUGUGCCAUUGCUUGUGGUGGCUUGGACAAUAAGUGUUCUGUGUAUCCACUGACUUUUGACAAAAAUGAAAAUAUGGCUGCCAAAAAGAAGUCUGUCGCAAUGCACACCAACUACCUUUCAGCCUGCAGCUUCACCAACUCAGAUAUGCAGAUCUUGACUGCGAGUGGGGAUGGGACCUGUGCCCUGUGGGACGUGGAGAGUGGACAGCUUCUACAGAGCUUUCAUGGACAUGGAGCCGAUGUUCUCUGCCUGGAUUUGGCACCUUCAGAAACAGGAAACACCUUUGUGUCUGGGGGAUGUGAUAAAAAGGCCAUGGUCUGGGACAUGCGCUCUGGCCAAUGCAUCCAGUCAUUUGAAACACACGAAUCUGAUAUCAACAGUGUCAGAUAUUAUCCCAGCGGAGAUGCCUUUGCUUCUGGUUCAGAUGAUGCUACGUGUCGCUUGUAUGACCUCCGUGCUGACAGGGAGGUUGCAAUUUACUCCAAAGAGAGUAUUAUAUUUGGAGCAUCCAGUGUGGAUUUUUCACUCAGUGGUCGCUUGCUGUUUGCUGGUUACAAUGAUUAUACCAUCAAUGUCUGGGAUGUACUGAAAGGAUCAAGAGUAUCCAUUCUGUUUGGACAUGAAAACAGAGUUAGUACCUUACGUGUUUCCCCUGAUGGAACUGCUUUCUGCUCAGGAUCAUGGGACCAUACCCUGAGAGUCUGGGCUUAAUCUGUAGUAUGUCUCCUAACAAUGCAAGCUAAUAUAUCAGAUAAGCUAUGGAAUAUAAUUUGAAAUACUCACCUACAACUUCCUAUGCUGAGGAAACAUCUUGGUAGUUGAAACCCAUCAAAUGUCUCUGUAUGCUAUCCAAUAUUGAUAUUUAAAACCUGUUUACUAGAGAUUAUAAGCUUAUACUGUUUUGAUAGUAUCAUCUUAAAAUAUAAUGCUUUCUACUCUCAAUUUUAGCCACUUUUAAUUAGAAAUUAUUUAGACGACUAUAAAUUAAGCUUUUCUCUGAAAGCAUUUUAAGACCAAAUUUAUUAUUUAGCAUAUCCUAUAUAAUUUGCACCAAUUUAAUUCAUUUGCGAGCAUUUUUUUUAAAAAAUAUCAGCUAUUGAUUGUAUCUGGAGACAGCUUGACUUUUGAAAGCUUCCUGUGAAAAUUAUGGAUUUCAGGUAAAGAGUUAGAAAGAAUGGUUUGUGAUGGUAUGUGAUGCAGUGUUGUUGGAAGUUUAUCCUAAAAUGACCAUAUAGUAUCAAUUAUAAAGAGAAAAGUCUAGUGAUGAGGUCCUUCUUAUCAUUAAGAAUGGCCAAACACUCCUUUCUAAUUAUUUUUUUAUAAGAAACAGCUUCAAUAGUGUGAGCUGAAUUCAAUAAAGCACGGACAUGCAUAGGGAGGUAUGUGGCCCUUAUUUGAGGUGUUUGCCUCCACUUUCCGUUCUUCCUCUUCUAUGAGGGAUUUGAGAAAGCCUGAAUGCCCCUUCUUCAAAGUCACCUGUGGAUCUGUCGCAAGGAAAUAAAGAGAUUAGCUCAUGAGAAUUUUCAUCUAGUGCAAAAGUGUCAGCUCUACAUUUCUCUUCCUUGCAAAAGUAAAAAGCAUAUUAAAAAUACAUAUUAUUAAUAAACUCCAUAAAGCUCUAUGUCCAUAGGCAAUCUCCAGGAUAAAAAUGAAGUAUUCCAACCAGUUGAAUUUGAUGUAGUCAGUUGACCCCAAGCUUCCACACUUUAUCACACUUUCCAUAGCAAACACCAACUCAGGACACAAUUAAAAUUGUUUUAUCUUUAUCUAGAAAUCCUUCAUUGAUAACACAAAUAACCAGUCAGCAAAAUUUUAAAUGGAGCAAAGAAAUACUUAGUAAUAAACCAUGCUGUCCAUUGCAAUAAAAGUAAAGAAAGAAAUAGAACAAAAUAGUUCUACAAUUGUUCCAGGAGUUUCUUCACAUAGAUAUUGUUCAGGCACUCCCUGCUAGAUUCUCUUAAUCUAAUCAACA
Molecule: messenger RNA, 2706 nt
Organism: Dromiciops gliroides (monito del monte)
Lineage: Eukaryota; Metazoa; Chordata; Mammalia; Microbiotheria; Microbiotheriidae
Gene: GNB5
Product: G protein subunit beta 5
Exons: 11
Coding region: 384-1445 (353 amino acids)
Biological process (GO): G protein-coupled receptor signaling pathway; G protein-coupled dopamine receptor signaling pathway
Cellular component (GO): heterotrimeric G-protein complex; cytoplasm
Molecular function (GO): protein binding; signaling receptor complex adaptor activity
Source: RefSeq, a predicted model, not a curated record